AGGUUUAAAAAAAUCUGAGAAAAUCGAUCAACAGAGUAAAAGUAGAAUAAAUUCGUAACAAAUUCUCACGUAAAAAAUCUUACAUAAAAACUUCUCUGACAAGUACAAUUCAUCCCACGAAGUAAAUGUAGCAUUACUAUCUACUUUUGCCUGUGAUUAGUUUUAGAGCGUGGGUGAGUACAAGACGAUGUUCUUAAUAUUUAUUUUGCGAUUCGGAGUCCGACUGACUGAUUUCCGCCAUGGUGACGAAGCAGGACAGGUAAGCCGACACCGGCCGCCAUAUUGGGAAGUACAGGAAGUCAACGCAAGAGAGCGAGCGAAGGGGGAAGGCGGAACAGACAAAACAGAGAGGGAGAGGGGGCGGCAGAUAGACUACAAUAGUGACAGACGAGUGUUACAUGUGAGAUCUCGGAAAGGAGGAGAAGGGCGUCCUCGAUUCCGUUUCUCAUGUCCGUCCGUCCCGAGGAAGGGGCGGACUCGGCGCCACUCCACACCCGCGGAUAGGUAGCAUUCCCUCGGCUCAAGCGCUCCGCGGCGGGUCGGCGUCAUCCGGCCAAGUGACGCGUAACUAGCUUCACAUUUUGCCGAGAGGCCAAAGGAAGGCGAAAGAAAAGAAGCGAGGGCGGCUGUACUGCAGGUCCCGGCACACGGAAGGGGAAGUGAAAUCGGGAGGGAGAGAACCGGGGCAAGUCGAGGCAGAGGAAGGACAAGAUGCCGCUGGCUCAGCUGGCAGAUCCCUGGCAGAAGAUGCCGCUGGGGGGCACGACGGGGGAGGAUGCUCCGAACGACCUGGACGACUCUGUGGGCGAGGAUGACGGCGUGUCGCACUGCAACGAUGACGUCCCCAUCAAGGAGAUUAGCAUCACUCACCACGUGAAGGAAGGAUGCGAGAAGGCCGACCCCCGGCAGUUCGAGCUGCGCAAAGUCCUGGGACAAGGCUCCUUUGGCAAGGUGUUCCUGGUGAGGAAGGUUACGGGCCCUGACGCCGGCCAACUGUAUGCCAUGAAAGUUCUCAAGAAAGCGACACUAAAAGUGCGCGACCGGGUCAGGACAAAGAUGGAGAGGGACAUCCUGGUGGAAGUCAAUCAUCCCUUCAUCGUCAAACUGCACUACGCCUUCCAGACGGAGGGGAAGCUCUACCUGAUCUUGGACUUCCUGAGAGGGGGAGACCUCUUCACCAGGCUUUCCAAAGAGGUGAUGUUCACAGAGGAGGAUGUGAAAUUCUACCUGGCAGAACUGGCGCUGGCUCUCGAUCACCUUCACGGCCUCGGAAUCAUCUACAGGGACCUGAAGCCCGAGAACAUCCUGCUGGAUGAGGACGGACACAUCAAGCUGACAGACUUUGGCCUGAGCAAAGAGUCCAUCGACCACGAGAACAAGGCGUACUCGUUCUGCGGGACGGUGGAGUAUAUGGCCCCGGAGGUAGUCAACCGGCGGGGGCACACGCACAGUGCCGACUGGUGGUCGUACGGCGUGCUGAUGUUUGAGAUGCUGACCGGCACUCUGCCGUUCCAAGGCAAAGACCGCAAAGAGACCAUGACCAUGAUCCUCAAGGCCAAGCUGGGAAUGCCGCAGUUUUUAAGUUCCGAAGCCCAGAGUCUUCUCAGGAACCUUUUUAAGCGCAACCCGUCCAACCGAUUAGGCGCCGGUCCCGACGGUGUGGAGGAGAUCAAGAGGCAUCAGUUCUUCAGCACCAUCGACUGGAAUAAACUCUUUCGCCGAGAGCUGCCGCCUCCCUUCAAGCCGGCGGCCGGCCGACCCGAUGACACCUUCUACUUUGACCCCGAGUUCACCGCUAAAACGCCUCGCGACUCUCCGGGAGUGCCGCCCAGCGCCAAUGCCCAUCAGCUCUUCCGAGGAUUCAGUUUUGUGGCAAUAACAGAAGAAGAAACGCAGCCGAUGCCAAACGCCAUCGUUCAGCAGCUCCACAGAAGCACGUCUCAGUUUUGCGACGCCUACGAUGUCAAAGAGGAAAUCGGCGUGGGCUCCUACUCCAUCUGCAGGCGCUGCGUGCACAAGGGCACCGGCAUGGACUACGCCGUCAAGAUCAUCAACAAAGCCAAGCGGGACCCCACGGAGGAGGUGGAAAUCCUCCUCAGAUACGGCCAGCACCCCAACAUCAUCACACUCAAAGACGUGUACGACGACGGUCGCUCCGUCUUCCUGGUGACGGAGCUGAUGAAGGGCGGAGAGCUGCUGGACAAGAUCCUACGGCAGAAGUUUUUCUCCGAGCGAGAGGCCAGCGCCGUUCUCUUCACCAUCGCCAAAACGCUGGAGUACCUUCACGUGCAGGGGGUGGUGCACCGAGACCUGAAGCCCAGCAACAUCCUCUACGUGGACGAGAGCGGCAACGCCGAAUCCAUCAGGAUCUGCGACUUCGGCUUUGCCAAGCAGCUAAGGGCGGAGAACGGCCUGCUCAUGACACCGUGCUACACCGCCAACUUUGUUGCUCCCGAGGUUCUCAAGAAGCAGGGUUACGACGCAGCCUGUGACAUCUGGAGUCUUGGAGUGCUUCUGUAUACCAUGCUAAUAGGCUUCACUCCGUUUGCUAACGGCCCAGAGGACACGCCAGAGGAGAUUUUGGCCCGAAUCGGCAGCGGGAAGUUCACGCUGACCGGAGGAUACUGGAACUCUGUCUCUUCUGAGGCCAAGGACCUGGUGUCAAAGAUGCUGCACGUGGACCCCCACCAGCGGCUAACGGCCGGUCAGGUCCUGCGGCACCCGUGGGUCACGCACCGAGACCAGUUGCCCAAAUACACGCUCAACAGACAGGACGCGCCGCACAUCGUCAAGGGAGCGAUGGCGGCCACGUACUUGGCCCUGAAUAGAAAAGUCCCGCCGGUUCUGGAGCCGGUGGGCUGCUCCACUUUGGCGCAGCGGAGGGGAGUGAAGAAGCUGACUUCCACCGCUCUGUGACGUCCAGCAUCCCAAUCUCCCUCUCCUCCCAUCAACUCUGACCUCUAGCUGACCCUUGGACAGACUACUGAUGGAAUCCAGGAAGCGCCGAUGCCCCCAAAAAAAGAGCACACAGAGGCCGCCGCCCUCUUGCACACUCAACGGACUCUUCCGAUUGGACGGCUGGCGACGUUCUUCCCGGCAUCAACUUCUGUGGAUUUUUGCUUUGGACAAUCAGAACAGGAAGCGAGCGCCUGUGUACAUAAAGCUCAGCCCUGGGAAACACGAUCAUUACACAGAAGCAUUUCAAGACGUAAGAUGCUUUGAUUUUAACUUCCCUGUCUCGUCACGUCACAUAAACAUUUGUGAUUGGUCGCAUCCCAAAGAAGAAUAGAAACAAACGUCUUCUGUUAGUUUUGUCAACUUGGUGACAAAUCCUGCAAAUUGUUUGGCUGCGCUGUCUCUGGUCCUCUUUGUAAAGCCGUUUGCGUGUUUAUUCAAUAUCCAGCUUGCGGUACAGGUACUAGUCGGCUCUUUGUCCUCUGAAGUGGACAAUUCGUUCCACUAGUAGGAUGACUCACUGGUAGUAUGAGCAGCUAAUCUUUACACUAUCGGUAUUUUGGAGAUGAUCAGCGAGUUAAAAAACAAGAUAACCGAUUUGCUGAACAAUCGAUCGCUACUUUUCGCUGAGAUUUUUAGCACGCAUGUAGCCAAAAUUUGCAUAUACUGUAGUUGAUUCCCAGUGAAAUACAUUGCUGAUUUU
Molecule: messenger RNA, 3658 nt
Organism: Hippocampus zosterae (dwarf seahorse)
Lineage: Eukaryota; Metazoa; Chordata; Actinopteri; Syngnathiformes; Syngnathidae
Gene: rps6ka3b
Product: ribosomal protein S6 kinase, polypeptide 3b
Exons: 22
Coding region: 712-2916 (734 amino acids)
Biological process (GO): intracellular signal transduction; protein phosphorylation
Molecular function (GO): ATP binding; magnesium ion binding; ribosomal protein S6 kinase activity
Source: RefSeq, a predicted model, not a curated record